GAGGCUUAGCCUGGGCUGCAGCGCCGCGGCAACAUCACUCUCGCCGCCGCUGCUCCGCCCCAUCCCCUUCUGUUUUUCUCUCUCAUUCUCCGGUGGCGGCGGCGGUGAAGGCGGAGGCAGAGGCGGCAGCAGCAGCGUUGGCUGCAAUGAAUGAUCCCCCAGCUUGGGGGGAGGACUCCAGGUGAGCCUCUGCCCUCGGGAGGGCCGGGACCCCUGGCCGCCCAGCAUCUGCUGUCACCGCUAUGGAUCCCUAGAAGAAGGAGGAGGAGAAGACAUCUCUGCUUCCCACCCCCAUCCCAUUUUUCUCUUCCUUUAUCUCAUUGUUGCUGUCGCUGUUUACGGCAGCGCUCCCUCUGCCUCAGCAUGGGACGGGUUCUGGGCGCUGCCGUUCGGCCGGCAGUGCACCCGCUGUUCCCGCGGCUGCCCGGGGAUUCUGCUUAAUUCUACCUCCUCAGCCGGUGCAGCAAGGACUGAAGAGCAGUGGAGGCCCGGAUUGCAGCAGCGGCGGGGCCACCUCCCAGCAUCCCCACCCUAGGAGGCUGCAUGCGGAUUGAAGAGGGGCGCUUGGGGGCUGGGCCGGCCCCGCGGAUCCAGACCUAGCGAGGACAGAAAGACCGCCCAGGCGGGGAAGGGGAGCGGGGCAGGAAGGGCCGAGCGACAAGAUGGCCAGUAAAACCAAGGCCAGCGAGGCCCUCAAGGUGGUGGCCCGGUGCCGCCCCCUCAGCCGGAAAGAGGAGGCUGCUGGUCACGAGCAGAUCCUGACCAUGGAUGUGAAGCUGGGCCAGGUGACCCUGCGCAACCCCCGUGCAGCCCCGGGAGAGCUGCCCAAGACCUUCACAUUUGACGCCGUGUAUGACCCCAGCUCUAAGCAGGCAGACCUCUAUGAUGAAACUGUGAGGCCCCUGGUAGACUCGGUGCUUCAGGGUUUCAAUGGCACGGUGUUUGCUUAUGGCCAGACAGGCACUGGUAAGACCUACACCAUGCAGGGUACCUGGGUGGAGCCGGAACUCCGUGGGGUCAUCCCCAACGCCUUUGAACACAUCUUCACCCACAUCUCCCGCUCCCAGAACCAGCAGUAUCUGGUCCGGGCCUCCUAUCUGGAGAUCUAUCAGGAGGAGAUUCGAGACCUGCUCUCCAAGGAGCCAGGCAAGAGGCUAGAGCUGAAGGAGAACCCCGAGACGGGUGUCUACAUCAAGGACCUCUCCUCCUUUGUCACCAAGAAUGUCAAGGAGAUUGAGCAUGUGAUGAACCUGGGGAACCAGACCCGAGCAGUGGGCAGCACACACAUGAAUGAGGUCAGCUCCCGCUCCCAUGCCAUCUUUGUCAUCACGGUGGAGUGCAGUGAACGUGGCUCUGAUGGCCAGGACCACAUCCGUGUGGGCAAGCUCAACCUGGUGGACCUGGCUGGCAGUGAGAGGCAGAACAAGGCAGGCCCCAAUACAACAGGAGGGACAACCACACAGUCCUCAGGUGGCGGUGGUGGAGGUGGUGGUGGUGGUGGUGGAGAGAGGCCUAAAGAAGCCUCCAAGAUCAACCUCUCACUGUCUGCCUUAGGCAAUGUGAUCGCCGCUCUGGCAGGCAACAGGAGCACACAUAUCCCCUACCGGGACUCCAAGCUCACCCGACUGCUCCAGGAUUCUCUGGGGGGAAAUGCCAAGACCAUCAUGGUGGCCACGCUAGGGCCAGCUUCUCACAGCUAUGAUGAGAGCCUCUCUACCCUGCGCUUUGCCAACCGAGCCAAGAACAUCAAGAACAAGCCUCGGGUGAAUGAAGACCCCAAGGACACGCUGCUGCGGGAAUUCCAGGAGGAGAUUGCCCGCCUGAAGGCCCAGCUGGAGAAGAAGGGGAUGCUGGGGAAGCGGCCCCGGAGGAAGAGCAGCCGCAAGAAGAAGGCCGUGUCAGCCCCAGCGGGGUACCCUGAAGGGCCAGUGAUCGAGGCCUGGGUGGCCGAAGAGGAGGAUGACAACAACAACAACCACCGCCCACCCCAGCCCAUCUUGGAGUCAGCCUUGGAGAAGAACAUGGAGAAUUACCUGCAGGAGCAGAAGGAGAGGCUGGAGGAGGAGAAGGCAGCCAUCCAGGACGACCGCAGCCUGGUGAGUGAGGAGAAGCAGAAGCUACUGGAGGAGAAGGAGAAGAUGCUGGAGGACCUGUGGCGGGAACAGCAGGCCACAGAGCUGCUCGCUGCCAAGUACAAGGCCAUGGAGAGCAAGCUGCUCAUCGGGGGCAGGAACAUCAUGGAUCACACCAACGAGCAGCAGAAGAUGCUGGAACUGAAGAGACAGGAGAUUGCCGAGCAGAAACGCCGUGAGCGGGAAAUGCAGCAGGAGAUGAUGCUCCGAGAUGAGGAGACCAUGGAGCUCCGGGGCACCUACACGUCCUUGCAGCAGGAGGUGGAGGUCAAAACCAAGAAACUCAAGAAGCUCUACGCCAAGCUGCAGGCGGUGAAGGCGGAAAUCCAGGACCAGCAUGAUGAGUACAUCCGUGUGCGGCAGGACCUGGAGGAGGCGCAGAAUGAGCAGACCCGGGAACUCAAACUCAAGUACCUAAUCAUUGAGAACUUCAUUCCCCCUGAAGAGAAGAACAAGAUCAUGAACCGGCUUUUCCUGGACUGUGAGGAGGAGCAGUGGAAGUUCCAGCCACUUGUGCCAGCUGGAGUCAAUAACAGCCAAAUGAAGAAGCGGCCAACUUCUGCAGUAGGCUAUAAGAGGCCCAUCAGCCAGUAUGCUCGGGUUGCCAUGGCAAUGGGAUCCCACCUUAGAUACAGGGCUGAAAACAUAAUGUUUUUGGAGUUGGACGUGUCCCCUCCAGCUGUCUUUGAGAUGGAAUUCUCUCAUGACCAAGAACAAGAUCCCCGUGCACUACAUAUGGAGAGGCUCAUGCGGUUGGACAGCUUUCUCGAAAGACCUUCCACCUCUAAAGUCCGAAAAUCCAGAUCCUGGUGUCAGAGUCCUCAGCGGCCUCCGUUGUCCACCACACAUGCCUCGCUGGCCUCCGCUUCUCUGCACCCCACAACAGUGCUAGACCAUGAAUGACAGCCUUCGUGGUCAGGCUGCCCAUCCGACAGACUCUGGGAACAGGGCAGUCAACCCUGGAUCAUCUCAUCUGCCGCUUGGUGUGCGUGCGUGUGUGUGCAUGUGUGUGUGCGUAUGUGUGAAGGGGUGAGAAUCAGGCAGACAGUACCUCUGCCUGCUCUUCUUAGCUUCCUUUAUUUAAUUCAUGUUAUUUAUUCGUGGAGUUCAGUUAGUAUGAGGGAGAUGCCCUCAAUUGAGCUGUCUGGGCCUGCAGUGGUUGCUGCAUAGCCUCCUUUUCUUCUGACUUUGAACUCCCCAGUCAGACCUCAAGCUCUUCCCCAUGUCAGCUGUCCCAGAAGGGAAAGUGGCCAGUGCCUGAGGAGAGAAUACUUUUUCUACCUGUCUUACUCCAUGAUUUCCAUCUCUACUGAUGGUGAGCAGGUCCUAAGCAUUUUGUGGGACUAGAAAAAUACAGAGUGUUCACCAAGGACAAAAAACAUCCCGACAGUGUUGGGCCUGCGCUUCCAGUGGAAAGAACCCUGCUGUCUACUUUCUGAGGCCCAGAUAACCUCUUUCGGCCUCUCAGCUCUGUUUCAAGGACUUACAUGGCCUCACUGGCACAGCUCAUACUCUUCAGCUUUGGCAGAACUCACAGCUUCCCAAACUCUGCUUCCUCCCACCUUUCCAACCCUUGGAUGGGAAUUGCAAACCGACUAGUUGCUGCCUCCUCGGGACCUGCAGAAAUUGGAACAAUAAUUAAGACAAGCUGGAUGAUCAUCAAAGAAAGUCCUCUUUAUGGUCCCUUUGUUUCUGUCCCCUCCAAGGAGUCACUUUGGUCAACAAGAAAUCAAGCUGACUCCCCGUAUUUGAGAUGAUGCUCCUCCCUGCUUUGAUCUUUCUUCUCUGUAGCUGCCUGGUUCCCAGUUCACAGAGAGGGGAUCGGUGUCAGUGUCAUUCUACCCCUGGCUCAAUAAAGAUAUUUAAAUUCAUUGCUUUUCCUCCUCAUUUAGCACAGGAGAAAGAGACCCAGACACAAUCAUUGAUAGCUUUGCCUGUUACCUGUGUUUCUGAAUCAUAAUUUAGGGGAUACCAUUUUGUUGAAAACUGACCAUUUUUUCCAGCAGUUGUGCAGUUUUGGUCCUUAGGGCAGUAGUCCUCACCUCCCUUUGUGACAUCCCAAGAUAUCUUAUCAAAUGAUAAGCAGAUUUCUA
Orycteropus afer afer is the source of this 4225-nucleotide messenger RNA. RefSeq names its product kinesin family member 3C (gene KIF3C). NCBI's taxonomy places the organism in Eukaryota, Metazoa, Chordata, Mammalia, Tubulidentata, Orycteropodidae. Gene Ontology annotation, cellular component: nucleus; spindle microtubule. The record is from RefSeq and is a predicted model, not a curated record. Gene Ontology annotation, biological process: microtubule-based movement; mitotic spindle assembly. Gene Ontology annotation, molecular function: plus-end-directed microtubule motor activity; microtubule binding; ATP binding.